This is a messenger RNA of Lepus europaeus (European hare), 2345 nucleotides long. RefSeq names its product clusterin associated protein 1 (gene IFT38). Gene Ontology annotation, biological process: cilium assembly. The record is from RefSeq and is a predicted model, not a curated record. Gene Ontology annotation, cellular component: cilium; intraciliary transport particle B; centrosome. The transcript is spliced from 12 exons. Bases 64 to 1305 code for a protein of 413 amino acids. NCBI's taxonomy places the organism in Eukaryota, Metazoa, Chordata, Mammalia, Lagomorpha, Leporidae.
GCUGUGGGCGCCGGGAGCGAGCGGCGGCGGCGGCGACCUGAGGCGCCGGGGGACGGGGCCAGCAUGUCUUUCCGCGACCUCCGCAAUUUCACAGAGAUGAUGAGAGCGCUGGGAUAUCCACGGCAUAUUUCUAUGGAAAAUUUCCGCACCCCCAAUUUUGGCCUUGUGUCCGAAGUGCUUCUCUGGCUCGUGAAAAGGUAUGAACCUCAGACUGACAUCCCUUCUGACAUAGACACUGAACAGGACCGCGUUUUCUUCAUUAAGGCAAUAGCCCAGUUCAUGGCUACUAAGGCUCACAUAAAACUCAACACAAAGAAGCUUUACCAGGCCGACGGGUAUGCAGUGAAGGAGUUGCUGAAGGUUACGUCCGUGCUUUAUGACGCUAUGAAGACGAAAGGGGUGGAGGGCUCUAAGCCAGGGGAGGAAGACGUCAGCAAGUUCAAGUUCGAUCUUGCCUCCAAGGUGGCGGAUUUGAAAGCAGCCAGGCAGCUUGCUUCUGAAAUCACCUCCAAAGGAGCGUCUCUGUACGACUUGCUGGGCAAGGAGGUCGAGCUGAGGGAACUGAGAACAGAAGCCAUUGCAAGACCUCUGGAAAUCAAUGAGACUGAGAAAGUGAUGAGAAUUGCAAUAAAAGAGAUUUUGGUGCAAGUUCAGAAGACAAAGGACCUGCUCAAUAACGUUGCCUCUGAUGAAGCUAAUUUAGAAGCCAAAAUUGAAAAAAGAAAAUUAGAACUGGAAAGAAACCGGAAGCGUCUCCAGAGCCUGCAGAGUGUCAGGCCUGCCUUUAUGGAUGAGUAUGAGAAGAUUGAGGAAGAAUUGCAAAAGCAGUAUGACAUUUAUCUCGAGAAAUUUCGCAAUUUAGCUUACCUGGAACAGCAGCUUGAAGACCAUCAUAGGAUGGAGCAGGAGAGGUUCGAGGAAGCAGAAAACACGCUGCGUCUGAUGCAGAACAAGCUGAAGGAGGAGGAGAGACGGCUGUUCAAGACUGGAGGGAACAACGACUCAGACAUGGACAUUCAGGAGGACGACGAGUCUGACAGUGAGGUGGAAGACAGGCGGCUGUCCAAGCCGCGGACGGCCAUGGAGGUGCUCAUGCAAGGACGACCCAACAAACACGUCGUGGGCACGAUGCAGGGCGGAGACUCCGAUGAUGAAGACGACUCAGAGGACAGUGAGAUUGACAUGGACGACGAUGAAGAAGAUGACGAGGACUUGGAGGACGAGAGCAUUGCUCUGUCACCAGCUAAGCCCAGCAGAAGGCUCCAGAAGCCUGAGCCCCUGGAUGAGAGUGACAAUGAUUUCUGACCCUCUUGCCAAGGGACCCAAGCAGAUGGCAGACCUCAGAUUUGUAGGUAAAUGGGCCAUGAGAAGGUUAGGACGGUGACCUAUGACCACUCCCCACGCCAGCCCGACUCGUUGAUGCGAGGUGCUUGUGUCUGCGUUCGCCUCCUGUGUAUGGAUUCCGUGAAGCUUAAUAAGAACUGGAGCAAACCCCAAAGAUGACUUGCUUUUGCCUUCUUUAUCUCCUGUAACCCAGGAGAUGAAGUGUUCUUAGUGGUUCACAUCCAUGGGAGAAAACUCAGGAGAAGGGAGAGCUGACCGCACAGGCGUCUCGGGACUUGACACAGGGACCCGGCGAGGGCCAGGGGACAUUGGUUAGAACGCUUUCUGCACACUGGCUGUUCAUUCUAGCCCUUAUUUCAUUGUCUUAUUUUCUUCCUGCUGCAUGCUUACAAUCCCAAGCAUUAAGUGCAUUUUAGUAAUUAAAGUUUUCUGAAGGGCUAGCUAAGUUAAGUGAAAAGCAGCUUCCCUUUGAAAAUAAGGCGCAGAGAAAGGCUCCAGAUUGCCAACAGCUCCGAGGCUGACAUUCCCUGGGGAGUCAGAGUCCCUGAGCGCAGCAGCCCUUCCGUGUGUCCAAAGCCGCUACUAAGUGGCGGAAUCCGGCUGACCCGGGGCCCCCAUUCCAGACUCCCGAGACACCAGCCUGCCCUCCGUCUGCCCACGGGGUUCCUCUACAGAACCUUGUCUCAAGCGUGGCAGGGCGCUGUCCCAAGGCUCACAACUAGCACACCUCCUCAGGGGAAGGUGCCAGCUCUGCAAAAAGUGUUAGUCCUGAUUUGUGUUUCUGAUUCUAAAAUAAACCAGAGGACUUAGGGAGAGGCGCACAGGAAGAGUUUCCCUUUGUGAACAGAUGUGAUGGCAGUGAGUUGGUUUACUGUUUGUUUUAGUAUGAAAAGCACAAAACUGCUCGUUUGCUUUACAGUUAUGAAGCCAGAAGACUUCUGAAGUUACUUAUGUUUUAAUGAAUGUUUUUAAUGUCAUUUUUACAUUAUUAAAGCUUUACU